This is a messenger RNA of Xenopus laevis (African clawed frog), 2896 nucleotides long. It is a transcript of the gene snx30.L, whose product is annotated as sorting nexin family member 30 L homeolog. Gene Ontology annotation, cellular component: early endosome; phagophore assembly site; cytoplasm. Gene Ontology annotation, molecular function: phosphatidylinositol binding. The transcript is spliced from 9 exons. The coding region runs from base 757 to 2112 and encodes 451 amino acids. NCBI's taxonomy places the organism in Eukaryota, Metazoa, Chordata, Amphibia, Anura, Pipidae. Gene Ontology annotation, biological process: endocytic recycling; piecemeal microautophagy of the nucleus; reticulophagy. The record is from RefSeq and is a predicted model, not a curated record.
UGAAGAGAUGAAUACUUUCAGUCAGACACUCUGGGCUCUGGCGGCGGAAGGUAUUGUUAACAACAAGGAAAAAGUGUGUAUUUUAUUGUUCUAUAGCACAAGCCACAGGCAAGUCUCAGGAUAUAGACUGCAGUUGGCAUCCAGUUUCCAUAAUGCUCUGAUUCACAUAGACUCUUAAAAUGAUGCCAUGUUGUCCUUUAGCUAAGAAACAUCUAGCCCUCAGCCGCGUCCUACCCAAACUACCAGCAGCUCUCACGCUGCUUGAAUGACCGCCGCCGAUCCACUCUCUCCCCGCUCGUCACUCCCCGAAGGCGGCCGCGUGCACGUCACGACGCUUAUAAACGCGUAGUCUUGACGUCACAGAUGAGACUUGGAACGUCUGGAUUAGUGUUCCGGCAGGAGCUGGACCUUAACGGGGUUGCGGGAUGUUUAAAUACUGAUCCGGGACUGCGAGCUGUGUUAAGGAAAUCGGGACUGUCCUGCCAUAAGCGGGGCGGUAUGAUGUUGUAGGAGUUAAUUAGUCAAUAAAGGGCGCUAUAGGCGACAUUGUGGGGUUAUUAUAGCGGCUGAUUUCUGGGGGUAGUGCCUGUUUACAUCUCUCCGACAGAGACGUAUUUCUGAUAUUUAUCUCCUGCGUCCUGAUAAACCCCGCACAGCAUUUGAGAACCCUGGCUUUAUGUCUUUGGCUUGUUAACAACAGGCUUGUUAACAACAGGCUCUUCUCGCCUACUGUUCUUGUUCCUCCCCACACUCAGAAUGUCAGGCUCCAGUUCUCCCAAAUGUACUCCCAAAUCUUUACCCACUUCUGGGCAGAAGUCUCUACAUGACAUCAAGCACCCUCUGAGCUGUUCCCCUGGGGCGGAGGAUGAUGCAGCAACAGGUGAAAAUGGAGCAGUUAUUAUUGAUUCACCAAGCCCAGACCUGGCCCAUACUGAACCCAGCAGCAUAGCAGAUAAGGACCUGAGUUUGCCCAAUGGUACUCCAGCAGACACAUCCAGCCCAGCAUCCUCAUCGUCACUUCUCAACAGACUGCAGUUAGAUGAUGACUUGGAUGGUGAGACAAGGGAUCUUUUUGUUACAGUUGAUGACCCAAAGAAACACGUGUGCACUAUGGAAACCUACAUAACCUACAGGGUGUCAACAAAGACAACACGGACAGAAUUUGAUCUGCCAGAGUAUUCGGUACGCCGAAGGUACCAAGAUUUUGAUUGGCUGAGGAAUAAACUUGAAGAAACCCAACCCACCCACUUAAUUCCCCCACUUCCUGAGAAAUUUGUGGUGAAAGGAGUUGUUGACCGCUUUUCUGAAGAGUUUGUGGAGACCAGGAGAAAAGCUUUGGACAAAUUUCUUAAGAGGAUUGCGGAUCAUCCAGUCCUGUCUUUUAAUGAACAUUUUAGUGUCUUUCUCACAUCCAAGGACCUGAACAGCCACAAAAAACAGGGUAUUACUCUGCUUUCUAAAAUGGGAGAGUCUGUGCGGUAUGUGACAAGUGGUUACAAACUCCGGAACCGUCCUGUGGAAUUUGCCACCAUAACCGAUUACUUGGACACAUUUGCACUGAAGCUUGGCACAAUUGACAGAAUAGCACAACGCAUUAUCAAAGAGGAAGUGGAAUACCUAAUGGAGCUUCGAGAGUAUGGACCUGUGUACUCCACAUGGAGCGACCUGGAAAGGGAGUUAAAUGAGCCUCUGGAUGGAGUGUCAGCCUGUGUUGGUAACUGCUGUACAGCACUGGAGGAGUUCACUGAAGACAUGUCAGAGGACUUUCUGCCCGUGAUCAGAGAAUAUAUGCUAUACUCUGAAUCUAUGAAGGCGGUUUUAAAGAAAAGGGAUCAAGUACAAGCAGAGUAUGAGGCCAAAGCAGAGGCUGCUGCCUUGAAGAGAGAAGAGCGAUCUACGGUGCCAACAGAUGUAGAGAAGUGCCAGGACAAUGUAGAAUGUUUUAAUGCAGAUUUGAAAGCAGACAUGGACCGGUGGCAGAAUAACAAGAGGCAAGACUUCCGGCAGAUGCUUAUGGGAAUGGCUGACAAAAACAUCCAGUACUAUGAGAAGUGCCUUACAGCCUGGGAGUCCAUUAUACCACUUUUACAAGAAAAACAGGAACCAAAGUGAACAUUGCUUAAUUGAAAGGACACGCCAUGUUGUGUUUGAGUUACUAGGGCUGACACCAGCUGUGGAACUUGCAAACCCAAUGACUGUCGACUGCAUUGAUUUCCUAACACAGUGCAUUCUACCUAGCCCAACGAUUCCCUCUGUCGUUUCUGCACUGGUUUGAUCCCCAACUCCACCAGCAACAGCAUUCUCCAUAAUCUCUAGAAGAGCCUCUACUUUAUAUGGCAAACAGGACCAUCUGGAGAAGCCUUUCUUUUCUCUUUUACUAAACACCCCUCAACUAUUGUAAAGAACCUGUUGAGUGCAAUUUAAAUAUCUUAUUAUGAUGCCAUGUAACUCUGAGUGGAUUUCCAGAAGUACCUGUUUUCUAUACAGUUUAUCUCCACUAUCUGUGGCCAACUUUUUUCCUGUGCACAUCUGACUAGGGAUCCAUUUUUUUCCUGUGUGUGUGCGCGCGUGUGUGUUACCUCCAAAAAUGUUUAUAGGAACGUUGGGUCAGCAUGAACUGUAUUGGUAAAUGUGGCAUGAAGUAAUCCCUAUCUGAUGUUCUUUUUGCCAUCCCGAAAAUUGGAACGCAGUCUGUUGUAUCUGCACAUGGAGCCAGGUCUUGGGUAUUAUUUUUGUUUACACUGGGGCCUUAUAUGAAGUGUAUCAAAGGGAACAUCCGUCGGACAUUUUUGUUAUUUUUUUUUUCUUGCAAGUAUGUGCAAAAAGGAAAAAAAGGAAAUUUAAAGUACAUGUUUAUGUUUUUUUUUUUUUUUAAAUAAAAAUAAUUGAAAAACUU